This is a messenger RNA of Syngnathus typhle (broad-nosed pipefish), 1428 nucleotides long. It is a transcript of the gene lrrc39, whose product is annotated as leucine rich repeat containing 39. The coding region runs from base 179 to 1207 and encodes 342 amino acids. The transcript has 8 exons. Gene Ontology annotation, molecular function: protein binding. NCBI's taxonomy places the organism in Eukaryota, Metazoa, Chordata, Actinopteri, Syngnathiformes, Syngnathidae. The record is from RefSeq and is a predicted model, not a curated record.
UUUUUACAUGUGAGCCACAGUGCCAUUUGGUGGAACACUGCAACAACUGCAAGCGUUUCCUUUUUUGAGAGCUCAAGCGACCUUGCCACUAGCUAAAUUUAGCUUAGCUUGUGAUCAGCUGAAGAGCGCAAACGAGAUGGCUGCCAGCAGGGUCCCAGUUGUCACGCUGUGACAUCAAAUGGCGGCCAUUUUGGCGAGCGCCUCGGUCAGCACCAUGAAGACCUUGUGGGAGACCAAGAUCCAGAAAAUUCAGGAGAAUCACAACAAGCAGAGAAGGAAGCCAGGCAGCAGAUUGCUUGCGGCGGACGUUUGGGAAGAGCGCCACACGCUGGCUCGCCUGCGAGACAAAGUGACGAUGCAAGAUGGCCGGCUGCUUCUGUGCCUGGAGCAGGAGGAGUGGAAGGUGAGCGAGUUCAUCGUCACGUCACCGCUCCAUCAGGCUUACGCCGGAACUCCAACAAUGGCACUGCCGGGCUGCCUGGUGCGGCUGAGUCAGGUCCAAGAGUGGCACAUCCACCGGACGGGACUGCAGAAGAUUCCGAGCUUCAUCUCCCUCUUCAGCAAUCUCCUGGUCCUCGACUUGUCGCGGAACGGGGUGACUGAGAUCCCCAAAGACAUCGGCAGCUUGACGCAACUUCGGGAACUUUUGCUCAGCUAUAACAAAGUCCGCUUGGUUCCGGAGGAACUGGGAGACUGCGAGAGCCUUGAGAGGCUGGAACUUGCCGUCAACCGCGAGCUGGACCGGCUUCCGGACAAGCUGAGCCAGCUGAGGCGCCUGGUUCGCGUGGACCUGUCCAUGAAUGCCUUUGGCACCAUCCCGCCUUGCCUGCUGCGCAUGCCGGCACUGGAGUGGCUUGACAUGGCGGGGAAUCGCCUUUGCUCCCUGCCCCAAGACAUUCACAGGAUGCAGAAGCUGCGCGCCCUCUGGCUGCAGAGGAACAUGCUGGAGACAGUUCCGGAAAGUGUGGGCAGGAUGUCCCGCCUGGACACACUGGUCCUGAGCGGUAACCGGCUGAGUGACAUCCCCCCAGUCAUGGAGGAGAUGGACAACCUCAGGUUUGUGAACUUCCGGGACAACCCGCUGACGCUGGAGAUGGCCGACGCCGCCGACGAGGAGGAGGAGGAGGAGCGUGAGAUGUUCGGACGAGAGUUCAUGCUGACGUACAUCCAGGAGGCCCGCAAGAGAGCGCUUGAUGAGGCCAAUUAGGAGGGAGGAGACGGAGGCGAGAGGGGCGUGGCCGUCAACAGGACAUUUUCCGGGGUCACCUGAGUGUCAACGUAACGCGUUAGCCGUCCACAGAAUCCUUGGCGGCGCAGGAACUCGAUUCUGCCGGCGUCCAGCAGAUGCUUGCAGCGGCGACCAAUCCGCUCGCGCUCAGCCGGCGACAGCCACCUGCCGACGGGAAAUAAAGGCAAACAAGCAAAGUU